AUGCCGAUGUGGUGCCAUUUGUUUAUCCAGACCUUCACAGGGGCUGCUCGCGCCUGGUUCGACAGCCUUCCACCUGGAAAUAUCACGUCAUGGGUCGACUUCAGAACCCAAUUUGUAAAUCAUUUUAGCCAGCAAAGACGUUAUCAGCGCGACACGGCUGAGGUAACAGUCAUCUGGCGCAGCGACAACGAGGGGCUAGAAGAUUUCAUCCCUCGUUUCAACAAGGAGUGUGUAGAGAUUGGCGGUGUAAAUGAACAAUUGAUGCGCGCUUACUUCAAGAAAGCCAUUCGCUGUGAUAGCCUCAUCAGGACUAUCACAGCAAAAGACGGUAUGCCCAAGGAGUGGGACAAACUCAUGGAGGCCGCGAAAUUAGUAGCGCAAACUGAAGAGUCAUUGGCCGGUACCAAGAACUCUUACACUGAAGAUCGUUUUUCCAAGGGAAGCUCGCGCGAUAACAACAGGCGGAACAAAAACAGGAACCCUGGAUGGAAAGCAAACCAGUCCAGCGGUUAUGAUGAUAGGUCUUGA
Helianthus annuus (common sunflower) is the source of this 528-nucleotide messenger RNA. RefSeq lists its product as uncharacterized. Lineage: Eukaryota; Viridiplantae; Streptophyta; Magnoliopsida; Asterales; Asteraceae. The transcript has a single exon. The coding region runs from base 1 to 528 and encodes 175 amino acids. The record is from RefSeq and is a predicted model, not a curated record.